CACUUGUAAAUGUGAGCGCGAGAAAGAAAAAAGAUACAAAUGUUAUCAUAUUAUCUCUUUCUCACUCACGAAGAAUAAUAAAACAAUAUUUACCGGCUAACGUGUUGCUGAUGCACCUUUAAAAAAAUAACCCUUAAGGCAAAUAAAAUAGCUGUUUACCUGAUUGAUAAUAAUUUUUGUAUUUGUUAUUAUCUUUUCAUUAAAUUUUGUUCCUUUUUUAACAUGGAGUCUUCACGAAGAACUGAAAGUAAUCUUAGUAUUUCAUCGAUUGUUUCUGAUUCUAAUUUAAAAGAAGACGACACGGACACAGUGAUAAAAUCAAACGCCAUGUUAAAAAUUUUGCUGGAAGCAGCAUCUGACACAAACGCAGAGAAUUUAGCACUUGGUAGUGAAAUUUCAGAAUUGCUCAGUGCUCUGAAAUUUGAUCUGAAAUUAUUACCCCCUGAUAUCAGAGAUGGGUUACAGACAGUAGUUGCAAUUUUAAAGUCGGAAGGAUUAGCAUCUGUGGAUGAGACAAUGUUGACAUUGUGUUUGGAGAAGAAAAAAAUUGAGAACAAAAUGAAGGAAAGGGAAGAAAGAUUAUUAAGAGCAAAAUAUAAUUAUGCAUUUACCAAAUACAAUGCUUUUGAAUGCAAGUUGAAUCAAUUAAGAAAAGAAAUUGAAGAGGUUGAAGACACCUUGCAAGAAAAGAUAUCCAAUGAUGAAAAUGAAGAAUCUAAUAGGAUAUUAUGGUCAAGUCGAUUGCAUGAUUACAAAGAUACUGUUAAGAAGCUUGAGGAAGAACUAAAUGAAUUAAACAUUAAAGAAAUCGGGAUAGAGGCGAUACAGCAAAAAUCUUCAAUUUUAAUGGAGAAACUGAAUGAUCUUGUAGAGUUAGAUCAAGAACUUUCAAAAUAUAAAGACUUGCCUCCUAAUCUGUUACAAGCAAAAAAUGCUCUAGAAAAUAAAAGAAAGGAGCAACAAGCUGUUGAAAAUGCACUGCAUGAGAUAUUGAGUUAA
Messenger RNA from Copidosoma floridanum, 999 nucleotides. RefSeq lists its product as uncharacterized. The record is from RefSeq and is a predicted model, not a curated record. Lineage: Eukaryota; Metazoa; Arthropoda; Insecta; Hymenoptera; Encyrtidae.